AUGGAGAUUUUAGUACGUAUGAAAAAAGAAGUUUUAGGUGUCAAGCCCAGUGCGUCUAGAGGGCCUAAGUUAAAUCAGCAGCCAACUAUUUUGUGGCCCGAAGACCAGGUCGGCCCGAAUCAGCCCAACAUCAUCCUCAACCUCCAGAAGCUUCGUCUUCACCUCCGCGUUGCUCGCUUGAUCUCCAUCCCUCGCCCAUAUUCUCGCCGCCCCACCUCCGACAUCGCCGUCCUCGUCUCUCACUCCGUUGGAAGCGGGAUCUUUCUUGGAUCGCCGAGAAGCGUCGCGGACAUGUCGGAUGAGGAGGUAUCUGACCCAAAGGCGCUCCUAGAGGAUCGUUCCAAGGCUAAGUGUGUCUCCCAGUGGUACGAGUAUCAGAAAUGCGUUAAGAGAAUUGAAGAUGAUGAGACCGGACAGAAGCACUGUACUGGCCAAUACUUUGAUUACUGGAAAUGCAUUGACAAGAAUGUUGCUGAGAAGCUCUUUGAUAGCUUAAAAUGACAAGGAAAUUGUUCUCUCUCGCUACUUUUUACUCUACAGUGGUAAUAAUCAUAUCACCUGCACGUGCUAUAGACAAUUCAGAUGCUUAUUAAUAUAAUAUGUAAGAAAAGUUUUGCCUGUCGGGUAACACGGCAGUUUUUCCAUAGCCAGUUUACAUUUUGUUGCUGCCAGAGGUAUUGUUGGCUCCGGAUAAUUUUGUUGUUCUCAGUUGAGAUAUUGCCAAGAGUGUGACUGAGCACUAAAUGCUGCCAUUGAUAUUUUUCUAUUGCUUUUUGUGGUUCCUUUUUUAUGCGUAUAUGACCAUAUAUCUGGAUCUGUAAAUUAAAUGGGAACUGAAUGACAACUUGCGCUGCUA
Messenger RNA from Brachypodium distachyon (stiff brome), 856 nucleotides. RefSeq lists its product as uncharacterized. The record is from RefSeq and is a predicted model, not a curated record. Gene Ontology annotation, biological process: mitochondrial electron transport, ubiquinol to cytochrome c. Bases 1 to 501 code for a protein of 166 amino acids. Lineage: Eukaryota; Viridiplantae; Streptophyta; Magnoliopsida; Poales; Poaceae. The transcript has 5 exons.